UGCCCUUUAAGAGAACAGGUGCAACGGUGACAGGUGGUAGGGGCGGACGACCCGGAAGUUGAUAUUAUUAUCUUCGCAUCCCAAAACUGAGCAUGACAUUUACCACGUACCAAAAUGCCCAUGAAGACAACAUGCGUGGGGCGUCCUGACUGGAGACAUGGGACAACUUGUGGCCUUCUUUGUCGGGCUGUCACUGGCAGUCCUGGUGCUGGCACAGGACCCGAUCCAGAUCCAAUUCCAGACUGACCCUGUGCUGGUGCUGAGCGGCACCGAGAUCCUGUUCACGGUGUUGACCAUGCCGGACGUGCUGUCCAUGACGUGGCUGUACGAGGAGGUGACGCUGGGCCUGUUUGCUGGCGGCUCCCCUGUCCUCAAUGAAGUGGCGCAGUUUCGCGGCCGCCUCACCAUCACGGCCACGCAGCUCCGCAUCGGAAGCGCCCAGCUGGGGGAUGCCGGAACGUACACGGUGGAGGUAAUCCCGCUUGCCUCCUCGGGCCUGACGCCAAACUCCAGAUCGGUAUCACUCAGGGUUUUUGACGCUGUGUCGGAGGUGACCCUCUCGGUGCCCUCAGUGGCAACAGAAGGGGGCAAUGUCACUCUAACGUGCACCGCAAGUGGAACAGAGCUCACCUUCCAGUGGGGGAAGGACGGCGAGGCCAUCACCGAAGACGGCAGGAUCACCAUCGCCGGCGGCUCGCUGGUCAUCAACCCGGGCCAGCGAGGCGACGCCGGAGAUUACACGUGCACCGUCAGCAACCCCGUCAGCGCCCGCACCGCCACGCGGAGUCUCACCGUCUUCUACGGACCUGACACCCCGGUCCUGACCAAGGACGCUCCCAAAGACUGCGUGGGCAGCGCCGAUGUUCAGGCGGGCCAGACCUUGCGCCUCACCUGCCUGUCAGACUCGCUGCCCCCCGCCCUCUUCAUGUGGCAACGCGACGGCCAGCCGGUGGUGCCGGCGCAGCCCGACAGCGGCGCGCUCACCGUGCAGACGUCGUCCACGGACGACAGCGGCCGCUAUUCGUGCACCGCCCGCAACGCUGUCACGGGCGGCGAGUCGGUGCGGGGGACGGACGUGUCCGUGGAAAACACUUGCCUGGACGUCGGUGAAGUGGUGGGCAUCGUGAUUGGCAGCUUUCUGCUGCUGCUCAUUUUGGUGCUGCUCAUUGUGCUGCUGGUGUGUCUCGUACUGAGGAGACGGGCGCGACAAAGGCAAGGUGAAGUUAUCACGGUCCAGAAGAACCGCACAAAUCCUCAACCUCAACCUCCUGACCCACGCGCUAACCUCGCAAGGGAUCUGACCCGAAAUCCCGACCCCCCUGUCUUUCAAUGGAACCCACGAGGCCGCCGCCCCGCCUGGUUGUACGCCCGCCAGGAGCCGAGGUCCGCCGACCUGCAGGCUCUGCAGCUGAACACCUUGCAGCGGAACGGUCUCGCGCCUGAACCCCUUGGCGAAGUUCCUCGCAACGCAUCCUCCUACCCGCUUGACGGCUUCGACAACCCGGCUUUCUCGCGGGCGGACCCGCAGCGGACCGAUUCCAACGUUGUGCUCCAGACGGGUCCCGGUCAAAGUGACGGACGGCGCGGGGGGGUCCAGCUGAACCUGACGCAAGGUUCCCAGCCGAACGCGCCGAUGCCCACCAUUAACGUCAACCUGAACACCUUCCCCCGGCAGGAAGCCACAAAUAGACAGACUCAAUUAACAGACACGGGGCAGUCAAAUCCCAGAAUGCCAAGCGGGUCAGCCUCUCAGGGUCUUCAGGCUCAGCCGGGGCUCAUCCCGACCGGAUACACACACUCUCACACUGCUCAGCGCAACGCCAGGACUCAGACUUACCAACAGGAAGUCAGCGCCACCGCUUCCUCCCACCAGCAGAUGUCGUGGGAUCUCCUGAGAGGAACGCCGGCGUACCCCAGAGGGACCCUCCCCAGGGGGCUGGCUUCGGACACGACAGACUACACCGACCAGCCGCCUUUGCUACAAACGCAGCCGCGAAGUCGAAAUCCUUUUCGGGAAGACGCAACCUCCACUGUUCAGCAAGGCCGGACGAGGAACCACUCAGCUGAUUUUUGGGACUCACGUACUCUGAGAGUGCCGCAACUUGAGCCUGCCAGCCACUCGCACAGAAGCCCUCCGACGCAAAAGGAGCAAGCCAGGCAAGACUCAAGGCUUCCGUCUGCGACCCAAUCUUCCUCCAGUCAGGACACCACGACAAGCAGCAACCCUUUUGUCAGCCAGCAAGCUACUUUCAGACAGAGUAACCCAUUUAGUUCGGCCCAGGCUGACCCGAACCGCCUCCUCCAAGCACAAGCGGUCCAGCAACAGAGGGCAGCACUGGCCCAAGCAGCUCAAACCCGCAGCGCCAGCCAACCUCGCCAAGCUAACCAGCGAGAAGCUGGUGCCCUCACACAAGCGGCACUUAAAUCCCACACACAGAGCGCAAAAGUCUUCCAGAACCGGAGACACCAAACCCAAGCAGCACUGUUUCACCCCGUGCCCCGAGCUCAACCGACUCUGGCACCCGCGGGUCCGCGAGCGCCCACGCCUCCGCCUGUUAUCCCACUCGCUCAGUUCCAGAGCCUUCCCAGGGCUCACACGCGUCAUAAAUCCAAGCAGCACCGCUCCGGACAUGGCGGGCAGCAUCAGCACGCACGUGGCCGUGCUCACACCCGAGGCCACGCUGGCCACGGCCGGAUUGUCCACGGCCAGACCGUCCACGGUCAUGCCGCCCACCAACAGCAGCAUCAGGCUCACCGAAGUAGGCCGAGGUGAUGACAGAUGUCAGCGAGACGAGUCGCACUCCUCCGCUUCGCCUCGUCUCGCCGCUCAAACUAACAGCUGACAAAUGGGAGCUGGCAAAAACGCCCAAACAACAACAACAAAGGUUACUUGGUCCUAAAGCUGUUUGAAAAAAACAAACCAAAAACAAGCCUCCAUUAAGCAAUGCAUCACAUUUUUCUUUCAUUCUUGAAUCAUCUUUUAAACACGAUAAACGUACUGCAGUGCAGUUCGAGUCUCACUAUUGAAAUUAGAACGUACGGAGCCAUUCUUAAACCUUUGGGAUGAUUUUAUAUUCCUCUUUUCCAUAAAUGCCUUUUUCCUGGAUUCUGAUUGGCUGAAACAGCUGGUUAGAGGGUAUAUGAUUUUUAAAAUCUAAAAAAGCCUCGUUGUGGUUACUGCCCUAACAAUUAAGAUUUUUAAGUUGUUUUUUUUUAAUAGCAUUUUAGGUGAGAUUCCGGAAUUUACCAUUGUAGUUUUUUACUUUCUUUUAAUUUUUACAUCAGGGGAUUUUUAUUUUCCUCUUAAUGGGAAACAACUUGAUAAUUAGCUCCACUAUUGCCCGUUGAUAAUUUGCACUUACAACCUGCCAAUGUGUUUAAACAUUUUUUUUUGUUUCAUAGGUGUUGAUAAGGCCUAAUUGGUCAAAGACUCUACCUGGCUUCAAAAAAGCAAUUUACAGGAUAUCAAAUCAGUGAUAAGGGUCUGUCUGAAUGCUCAAUGCAGUGUUUAUUUUGCACCUUCUGUUUACGGAUGCUCAUCGCGACACUUCUCAAUUAAGAGGAUCGGCCUCGAUGGAGUCGGGGAAGCGACGCUCGGCUAACCAUGAAGGGGAUCCCGCGAUUGGACGGCCGCUUAUUAAUUAAAGGCUUUUAUGCGACUUAAAUGAGUUUGGGAAGUAAUCGCAGCCAUGCAUGAGUGAGGUCAGCACAAAGAGACGAGAGCAGCCCGGCCUGGCCUUGCCCGGGCUCGUCUUUUCGCUUUCCGCUGAAAAAGCUAAUCUACUGUCUCGUGCCAGGAUCGUCAUCGCGAAGGAAUGUCAUUAUUACUUGAGCUAUUUAUUGAUUGUUGAAUUCCUUUCCUCAGGGACGUGCUUCGGAAUGUUUCAUUUAGCUUGCGGCUGUCGAGAUUAUAUUUCAUCGUGUUUUUGUACUGCCAAGAACAAAGUCGAAUGUGCCAAUGUGGUGACCAUGAACGCAAACGCUGCAUAUCGUUUAUGAUUAUGAGCAAACAAUAAAACUCUGUUUACACUGCA
This is a messenger RNA of Syngnathus typhle (broad-nosed pipefish), 4034 nucleotides long. RefSeq lists its product as uncharacterized. The transcript is spliced from 9 exons. Bases 158 to 2773 code for a protein of 871 amino acids. The record is from RefSeq and is a predicted model, not a curated record. Lineage: Eukaryota; Metazoa; Chordata; Actinopteri; Syngnathiformes; Syngnathidae.